Molecule: messenger RNA, 375 nt
Organism: Porites evermanni
Lineage: Eukaryota; Metazoa; Cnidaria; Anthozoa; Scleractinia; Poritidae
Source: the annotation of a GenBank genome assembly
UUGCGCUGUCACAAGUGUCACACUAAGGACAUUAAGGUUUGUAUCGCUUACACGCCCCAAGAAUGCGUAAAGCACGACAAUGGAUGCUACUUUGAGUAUGAGGGUAAAUUGAAGAAAAUGGGCUGCGGUCGUGACUGGCAUAGGGCGGUAGGCUGUCAUGGUACGAAAUGCAUUAAAUGGUGUCACAGUGAUUUGUGCAACAAAGAACUAAUUAAGGAUUCGCCAUUCCGAGGGGAACUUGGAGAAGAAGACAAUUCUGAAGAAGAUUCUGUUGGAAACUGGCUUAGUUCGCUUUUUGGUGCAAGUGUAAUGAUUAAGGUCUCAUCUGGUGUAUUCUUCCUCAUGCUAUUUUUUAACUUGAUUGUGUUUUUAUAA